Limulus polyphemus (Atlantic horseshoe crab) is the source of this 1138-nucleotide messenger RNA. RefSeq names its product solute carrier family 35 member G1-like. The transcript has 2 exons. The record is from RefSeq and is a predicted model, not a curated record. Lineage: Eukaryota; Metazoa; Arthropoda; Merostomata; Xiphosura; Limulidae. The coding region runs from base 98 to 1138 and encodes 346 amino acids. Gene Ontology annotation, cellular component: membrane.
UAAUGCAAUGCUUGCUUGUGAUGUAAGUGGUGUCGCUUUAUUUUGCUGUUUCGCUCAACUGAGAAGAAUAUAAAGAGAAGAUUAUUCAGUUUACACAAUGGUUGCGCCACGGCUGCCCAGAAGAAGAGAACAGGAGAAUGACACACAGAACAUCUCUUCCAUUGCAUCUGAAUCAACCCCACUGCUGGCCACACAACCACAAAAAGGCUGGUUGGAAAGAUUCAAGCGACUACCUGGACCGGGAAUUAUUUGUGCAGCACUGUCGGGUCUCUUUUUCUCUAUUGGGUCAUUAACUGUAAAACUUAUACCUUCCAUGAACCCCUUGGAAAUAGUUUUCUUUGGAGCUAUAAUACAAACUGUUAUAUUUAUUAGUAUCAAUAUACAAUCCCGUCGGUCUAUUUUGGGGGCAUCUGGUGAGCGUUUCUUUCUUCUGAUGCGAGGUAUCAGUGGUGUAGUUUGUGCUAACCUCGUCUACUAUUCCUAUCGACUGAUUCCUUUGGCUGAUGCCACAACCAUUGUAUUCAGUGCACCGAUUUUUGUUGCUAUCUUUGCAUGCAUGUUAUUGAAAGAAACGUGUAAUUUGUUUUUUAUUAUAACUGUGAUCACUACUAUAUCCGGCGUAAUAUUUAUAUCUAAGCCGCCAUUCCUCUUUGACAGUGACCAAGAAAACGUGUCCAGCAGUAAUAGAAUCAUUGGUAUUAGCCUUGCUUUCGGAGGAUGCUUGUCUUUUGCUUUGGUAUAUCUCUUCAUGCGAAAACUUCAGCGGAGUCAUUAUUCUUCUAUUACACUUGUUUUUUCUGUAUUAGUAGUUAUUGUUAACCCCAUCUUAUUAACACUUAGCGACAGUUGGUCAAUUCCCGGAUGUGAAAGAGACGGCUGGCUACUUGUUUUGUUAGGUUUUGCAGUUGUAGGUGCACAAAUUUCUCAAAUAUUUGCCCUAAAAACGGAGAAUGAAGGGCCAGUCUCUGUUGCCAGAAGUUCUGAAGUGUUUAUGGCAUUUAUAUUUCAAGCAUCAAUACUAGAGGAAAAAGUAGAGUGGACUAGUACAGUUGGAGGAAUUCUUGUGUGCUCUGGUAUCGGGCUUUUUGGAUGGAGACAAUGGAAAAAAGAUAAAUUAUAUCAUAGAAGAAAUAUGUAA